This is a messenger RNA of Austrofundulus limnaeus, 4075 nucleotides long. RefSeq names its product cell division cycle 14Ab (gene cdc14ab). NCBI's taxonomy places the organism in Eukaryota, Metazoa, Chordata, Actinopteri, Cyprinodontiformes, Rivulidae. Bases 381 to 2252 code for a protein of 623 amino acids. The transcript is spliced from 16 exons. The record is from RefSeq and is a predicted model, not a curated record. Gene Ontology annotation, biological process: protein dephosphorylation.
GGUAAUGUAGUCUAAAGUCCAGGAGGCUCCAGGAACCCGUUUGUUUUUGUUCCUCCAAGAUGGAAAAAACAAAAACAAAGCCUGACCUGUUCUAGGUUCUGCCUGAAGSAUCUGGAUCAGGACUUCCUCCGGCCCCCGUCUUGUUUCCGUGGCGUCACCGUCAGUGUCGUGUUGCAUGUCCUAACCUCUUUCACUCACCUGGCGCAGGUGAGCCUGUGUACGGCUGGAGGUCCGGCUCAGACCUCAGUGUGUGUUUGAAACCCGAGGACGCUGGAAACCCGCACCUCGGUCCCCUCUGGGACCGGCAGAAACCCGAUCCGGGUCACCUGACGGCUCCUUUUAACUCCGUGUCCUCGCCAGUCAGCUCGCCGUCCCGCAGCAUGGCGGACACCGGGGCCUGGAGGACGCACCAGGACGACCCCCGGGUGCCCAAGCCAGGACUGGGACCUGGAUUAGCACCUGGACCUGGAUCUGGACCUGCACCAAACCGUGUUUGGAUCUCACUGAUAGCAGAUCGUCUCUACUUCGCCACCUUACGCAGCAAACCCAAGAGCACAGCCAACACGCACUACUUCUGCACCGACGACGAGUUCGUCUACGAGAACUUCUACGCAGACUUCGGCCCCCUGAACCUGGCCAUGCUGUAUCGAUACUGCUGCAAGCUGAACAAGAAGCUGAAGUCGUUCACUCUGACCAGGAAGAGGAUCGUUCACUACACCAGCUUCGACCAGAGGAAGAGGUCCAAYGCUGCGGUUCUGAUCGGAGGCUACGCCGUGAUCUACCUGAAGAGAAGUCCAGAAGAAGCCUACAGAGCUCUGAUCUCUGGCUCCAACGCCUCCUACCUGCCUUUCAGGGACGCUGCCUUUGGGAACUGCUCCUACGACCUGACGGUUCUAGACUGUCUGCAGGGAAUCAGGAAGGCUCUGCAGCACGGCUUCUUUGACUUUGAGACGUUUGAUGUGGAGGAGUACGAGCACUACGAGCGAGUGGAGAAUGGAGACCUGAACUGGAUCGUCCCAGGGAAGUUCUUGGCCUUCAGCGGACCCCAUCCUAAAUCUAAAAUGGAAAACGGUUACCCCCUACACGCCCCCGAGGCUUACUUCCCGUACUUCAGGAAACACAACGUGACGACCGUCGUCCGCCUGAACAAGAAGAUCUACGACGCCCGGCGCUUCACCAACGCCGGCUUCGAGCACUACGACCUCUUCUUCGUGGAUGGCAGCACGCCCAACGACGUCAUCGUUCGCCGCUUCCUGUACAUCAGCGAGAACGCCGCCGGAGCUGUAGCUGUCCACUGCAAAGCUGGUCUGGGCAGGACGGGCACUCUGAUUGGCUGCUACCUGAUGAAACAUUACCGUUUCACAGCCGGCGAGGCCAUCGCCUGGAUCAGGAUCUGCAGGCCCGGUUCUGUCAUCGGCCCGCAGCAGAACUUCCUGCAAGAGAAGCAGACGUCUCUGUGGCUGCAGGGCGACAGCCACCGAGCGCAGAAAGGAAAGCUGGAGGACAAACCUGUGCCUCGCCUCAUCAGCAGCAUGGACGAGCUGUCCUUAAACACCAGAACGUCCCUGUCCAACCAUCAGCAGGAGGGGGACCUUACAGACAGUUCAGGUCUGACGCAGGGCGACAAACUGAGAGCCCUGAAGAGUCGACGUCCCCCUCGAUCACUCGCCACCACAAAUCUGAGAGUCGAUGAGAUGAAGCUGCAGAGCCGCUCAGGUACUCAGCCUCUCAGGUUGUCAAUGGGCGUCGGUCAUGGCUCCGCCUCCACCCUCAAGCCCUCCAAGUUCCCAUCAUCCUCUGCUUCAGCUGCAGCCAAAAGGAUCGGGAGGAACUCUUCAUCGAUGGCGUCGAACAUCAGAAGCUCCGCCUUCAGUUCGCGGUUGGCCAGCUCUCUCGGCGACCUCUACAACGCCGACAUCGCGGAGAACAAGACGACAACRUACUCCUCCGCCCCUCCGUCUUCUCCCCCGACUGUGUCUUUAAGCUCCUCCCCCUCAUCGAUGGCCCCGCCCCCUCUGUCUUGCUACGCUAACGGACCUCACAGUUUGCAGCAGGAGGUCAACAACAACAGCGGCGGCGGCGGCGCCCUGUACGGCGGCUCCGUGGCGCCACCUGCUGGCAAAGGUUAUAUCCAUCCGACGCAUCAGGACCCCUACAGGGGCCAYGGGCCCUACAGUGCCAUGAAGGGCCCCUCGGGACGCUAUCUGAGCCGCUCCAUACCUUCUCUUCGGUCGGACUACAUCCAGUACUAAAACUAGAGGUCCCACCUGAGACCCCGCCCCCCUCAGUGUGGACAGGAAGUGACAUAGCGAGAGGCUUCCCCUCUCAGGACUGAACUGUGUGUAAAUAUGUUGUGAUCUACACGCGUGUUUGGCUGAAGAGAAACAGAUUUUAUAUCAUUUGUCACAGAAGAAACUAUAUUUUUGUGUUAACGAUAGAAAAUAUUUAGUUGUUUUUUUAUGUGUCUGCAGACGGCGAGAGGCUCUCGUCAUGGUUACAGUAUUUACACCUGAGCAAGGUUCUGUUUGGGUUUUAUGGUUUCGGGUCAGAAUCAAACGUGCGGGCCGUGCCUUAAAGCAACUUUUAGGGUUUAUUUUUUUAACCAGACUGAGAAUAAAGACGGAUAAUUUUAUUUUUUUAAUAAAGAAACCAGAUUUUAGUUUUUAAUAAUAUCACCAGAAUAAGAAGUUAUUUAUAAAAGAAACAUAAACUCAUCUGGAGAUCAGUUUYACACAAAAACAAAUAAAUGUSAAUUUAUGGAUGUUGAAUAUUUAACGUUUUGGGCUUUUUAAUGUUWUUUUUAUUAAUAAAGUGUUUCUUUCAGCAGAUUAAUAAACACUUUAAAUGUUUUAUCGCACUCUGCUUUAACUCAACAAAAGGCCACUCCAGACACUUUAAUGAGGUCAAGUGGAGAUGUUAUGAAGUUAGUGUCUUACCUGUUUCAGACGAGUCUUUGAACUCGAGCAAUGAGACGAACAGCAGAGAUUCACGGAGCUUUAUUUAUUUAUGUUUUUGUAGAAGGAGCGGACCAGAUAACCUGUUCUCUGUGGAAGAGAGAGGCCAAAACAAAAAAUCAUCAGAUUUAUGAUCCGUAUUUAACAUUUAAAGCCUUUAACCCAGAGCAGCAGUAGGGUGAAGACGAAAUAAAAUUUAAACUAAUUUUAUGAGAGAGAUUUUAUUAAAACCCUCCAGCUGACCUGAGGUCAAACUGAGACCUCGUGAAUGGUUUUGAUCUAAGAGCAGCAGGAGGUUGAAACAAAUAUCUUUAUUAAACUUUAUUUUGUUGUUUUUAUUAUGAGACUAAUUUUUUCACUCAAACUGUUGCUAAUUUGAAAAAAUAAAUCCUUCAGAUCUGUUUUGAGAAAUAAAACGACUGCAGUGUCUGACACCGGACCGGACCGGAUCCKGACAGGAAGCUGGAGGGUUGGCUGCAGGAAAUGAGGGUCAGUGAGGUUUAUCACAGCCUGUUCAGGGUUUGGUUUGACAGUUAACGACGGAUCAACGAUCCUGAAAGUGAAAGUAGCGAAGGAUUCGUCCGCCCUCAGUUUGGACUCCAGAACUCUGUAGUGUCGUCUUGUUUUUGAUGAAACCGCCUCGUGUUGAGGUUCUGUUCAGACGUGACUUCGGUGCCUUCAUCAGAUCUGUGGUCGUUCGUAGCUUCAGGUCCUGAUUGGCUGACGGGUUUGUCUGUGUCACAAAUUAAAACUUGAAGAAUAAACGAUCAAACUGAUCGAUCUGACUGUUACUUCCUCCAGCCUMGAGUUAAACGGACCUGAAGUGCCUUAAAGUGACAGUUCAGACAUUUAGAAGUGAACUGUUUGAUAUAUCUGCAACAGGUGAGAUAUUCACAACUCCACUUCAAAGAUCCAAACUACCCCUUUAAACAUUUUAUAGCUACGUUUGGUGAACGGCCUGGAAAUGUAGCAAAGAAGGAAAUACUUUUAUUUUGAAAUGAACUGCCGCUGUUUUUACUCACGAAUGUCUUUUUUUCCCUUAAACUUAAAGGGAAGUUCAGACAGUAAUAAUGUAGAUAUUUUGUCUUUACUGUUUCUAAUAAAAUGACUUCUGGAGUUAA